UUUUUUAAAAAACUGUUUGUGAGUUACAGAGGAACUCCUGAAUUUCUGAUCAUAUUUCUAAAGGCAGUUUAAUACAGGGCAUGUUUUUUUUAAUGUGGACCACAGUAUCCAGAGCCACUGCGUAAUUAUAUUUGCACGUUUGAAUCGUGCCAGAUCCCCGUCAGCAGGGCUGCACUUUAUAAGCUAUUAUGACAGACAUGGCAGCUGCUAAGUGGUUGAGUAUGAAAAUAACACAGACAAUAUAAAUUCAAACUCGGUGUCAAUCUGUGUUGAGACAAAAUCUAAGCAUGUAUUAGGAAUUACUGCGAGAUUUAAUUAAUAAGAGUCAUAAAACAAAGAUUAAGAAUCGUGGUUUCCACCCCAUUGAUUGCCUUCGGCGAUGUGGAAGUUCGAAUUGGUGAAAUACUUUUUUGCGCUUUAACUCACACUCCUUGCCUGGAAAUGGAAGCGGAGGGCAUUUCAUUUCUAAAUAUCGUCUCAACUUCGUGGCAGAAGCACGCGACACAUCUCUUAACUCUGAUUUGCUAUAUCGGUCCCAGAAAUGCCUCGCGAGUAACGGCUUUAUGGUUAGCAUAGAAUUACAGGUGGCUGGCGAUGAUUGGUCGUUGAUGCAAAGUCGUUGGUCACUUGGACCAUCAUUAGUGCAAUGACCGCUGCACACUCAACUCUCGUCCGGCCAUUGUUCUCGCGUUUUAUUUAGAGAGGCUACUUUUAACAUACUCACAAACAUGGUUGGGUAAAACAACGCUUUUCCAAGUAUCAGUCGGGCUACUUGGGUUCAUCUCAGUAAAAAAAAUAAAAUGUUUAACUCUGCCAGUUAGGCUAUAACUUCACACCAAAUUAUUAUAUGGCAACUUACAAGGCAAAAAGGGGAAGCACCAAAUAGGCGUGAAGAACGAUUAUAAUGUAGCAUCUGACAGUGUUGUAAAUAACAUUGCGCAAUAAAUUCCGAAGUGGUUGCGUUUGAGCAGUCUGUUUACGGAUUUGCGGUCGCGAGCAAGCACUCUGAAUGUUAUCAGCAAGUCCGCCUUGUUUCAGGCAGAACAUCGGGAGCAAAGCACAGACCAUGCGGGACCAGUUCAACGGCGUCUCUGACAGUCAGCCGACCGUGGGGUCAUCGGAGACAACGAAGGAGACGCGCUACUGCGCGGUCUGCAGCGAUUACGCCUCGGGAUACCACUACGGCGUGUGGUCCUGCGAGGGCUGCAAGGCGUUCUUCAAGCGGAGCAUUCAAGGUCACAGUGACUACGUGUGCCCCGCGACAAACCAGUGCACCAUCGACAGGAACCGCAGGAAGAGCUGCCAGGCCUGCCGACUGCGGAAGUGCUACAAGGUCGGCAUGAUGAAGGGGGGACUGCGUAAGGACCGCGGGGGGCGCCAGCUGCUACGGGAGAAACGCAAAGAGGCGGCGCAGCAGGAGAAGGGCUACGCCGACCUGGUCAGCCCGCCCCUGCAGGCCCCGGUCCCGCUGGCCGGCGGCGGGCGUGGCCUGGCCGUGCCGGUGGACCAGGUGCUGCCCCUCCUGCUCAGCGCCGAGCCGCCCAGCAUCUGCUCCAAGCAGAAGCACAGCCGCCCCUACACCGAGGUCACCAUGAUGACCCUGCUCACCAACCUGGCCGACAAGGAGCUGGUGCACAUGAUCGCCUGGGCCAAGAAAGUACCCGGGUUCCAGGAGCUGACGCUCCACGACCAGGUGCAGCUGCUGGAGAGCUCCUGGCUGGAGGUGCUGAUAAUCGGGCUGGUGUGGCGCUCGAUCCACAGCCCCGGGAAGCUCCUGUUCGCCCAGGACCUGAUCCUGGACAGGAACGAGGGCAGCUGCGUGGAGGGCAUGGCCGAGAUUUUCGACAUGAUCCUCGCCACCGUCGCUCGCUUCCGCGCCCUCAAGCUGCAGUCGGAGGAGUUCGUCUGCCUCAAGGCCAUCAUACUGCUCAACUCCGGUGCCUUCCCCUUCUGCACCAGCUCCGUGGAGCCCCUGAAUGACAGCUUUACGGUGCAGUGCAUGCUGGAUAAAAUCACGGACACCCUCAUAUAUUACAUCAGCAAGUCGGGGCUGGCGGUCCAGCAGCAGUCUAGGAGGCAGGCGCAGCUGCUCCUGCUGCUCUCGCACAUACGACACAUGAGCAACAAAGGCAUGGAGCACUUGUACAGCAUGAAGUGUAAGAACAUGGUCCCGCUGUACGACCUGCUGCUGGAGCUCCUGGACGCCCACAGACUGCACUCCCCCACCUGGGUGGGGCGGGCCAAGUCCCCGGGGGAGAACGGCCCCGCCCCUGUGACAUGCCACAUCCAGAACAGCCUCAACGUGGGGUCCUAACACGUCCCCACAAACCACCCCCCCCCCCCUCCCAAAUUCAGCCAAUGACCGCUUCAGGUGAAUUGAGGUUGUGGCUCUCUCUGGAUCUCUCGUCUUGAGUCGGGAACAAAAAAAGUUCCAAAAUAAAGGUCCCGUAAGGAACGGCUUUUUCACCUUUGGGCUGCUGCAAAACAAACCUCGCAAGGGCCGAUUUAAUUUCACGAGGCGCACCGCGAAGCGCAUUUCAUUUUCGGAGAUGUGAUCGCGUGUUUUUAAAAAAAAAUAAAUAAAUAAAAAAAGCUAAUUAGGGAGCGCAGCUGCGCCGGCGGGCCGCCAUCGUAUAUGCAGUGGGACUCCGGGGGCAGGGGGACGGUCUGUAACUGUGUCUGCACUGUGACAUCCUCCCACGCCGCUGAGUCACAGCUCCGCAUCGCAGCCAACCAAUGAAAAGGAGGCAAUUAGCGUCCUGUAGAUUUCUGCUGUAUAUUCCAGAAAAAAAAUCUCUGGGUUUCAAUCUAGACAGGAAAGUUUACCAUCAAUACAAAAAACAUGCAGCAUAAAUAUAUAAAUAUAUAUAUGUGUGUGUGUGUUUAUAUAUACAUAUGCAUAAAAAACACGAGUAGAAAUAUAUACUACUGUGUUUAGACAUAUAUUAACAAAUAUAUAUUAUAUAUAUAUAUAUGAUAAAAUAUUUUAAAUGUACUUUGCAGUAUAAAAAAAAGUUAAUUUUAUUUUGUAUACUUGAAUAUUUCAAAUUUAGAAAGAUAUCACAUUACACCCCUUGAAUUAGAGAAUUCUUGUUGCUGCUGUGUACUGACAUAUUUAUCUGCCAUCUUAAAAGUGUAAAAUAUAUUUAAAAAACAGUUUUAAAAAAGAUUACAUUUGGAAGUGCCUGCGAUGGUCGACUGCCAUAACAGAGGCUGAGUAGACUGUUUAGUUUUAGGUUCACCGGAGGACAAAUAAUUGAACAGGAGAAACUGUGUACUUGAAUAAAUAACCAGAACCAGAAAAUUGUAAAAUUAGGUUUUUUUUUGUUGCUUUCUGGAUUUUAUGGCUCGUGCAGCAAAAACUGAAAUCAAGUCCAACAUAUUUGAGGAAACAAGUUUGGACAAAAUGUGAAAUUUUUAUUCGUUUUUUUUUCUCUGGAAAUUAUGAUUUGAAGUCCGAAAAGCUAUUUAUAUUUACUUAUUUAAGGCCUUUUCACAGCGUGACCCUUGACCUUUUCUGUUUUAAAGUGUAUCCAGGUAUGACGGAAGGAACACACAAAUCAGCUUCUCUUUCUUCAGCUUCAGUAUAGUGCUUAAAAAACCCCUAUUUUUAACAAAACAUAAAAUUAAUGCAUAUUUAGGUUUACAUGUUUUCUAAAAUGUGAAAGCUUUCUUGACUUCGUGUAUGAUCACAGUGUUUUCAGUGGGGGGUGGGGGGGAGAUAUUCUAUUCAUAACAAAACGGCUUUCAAAAAAUUUUGUGCGAAAAUAUAUUUACCCAUCCGCGGGACAAUGCAUGAAAGUAAUUAAGACUGUAGAUCUUUCUUUGUACAUUCUGAAGAGUUUUUUUCCCUACUAAUGAAUUGGCUUAUUCCAGCCUGGUCUUGUGGAUCUCUUUAUGCGAGGUUGAAGUUCUCCUGCACUUUUAACUAAGUGGUUCAGUCAAUCCAGAACGCUCUAGAAAUUAAUACUAAAAUUAUUAACACAAAUUAGAACGAUGUAUCAGGAAAGCAACUCACAUUGGCUACUUGUGGUCUUCGCAGAAUAUGUAUGUUCAAGGAUGGAUUUUUAUCCAGUGUCUUUACAUGCAAGUUAAACGCAUUUUUUCCCGGAUUGGCCAAUGUUGCACGGUGUACUAUUUCAAGGAAAGCUGUACGGUUUCCUUUGUUCUGUGACUAAAAUUACUCAUUUCCUCCCUGAAGUGCAUCAUCAGUACAAACCGAGUCUGCAAAGUGAAGUGACCUUUCAAAAAAAAAAAAAAAGUGGAAUUUUAAAAAUAAUUCUGUGUUCUUUUUUUUAAGCCGAGUGAUUGGAUGACAGUGUGGUUGUGAAGGUUACGGUACUCAGCCUAUCAAACACAAUAUAACGGGCUUUACCAGAGAUGCUGGCGCUAAAAAAAUUUCAAAUGGCAUACAUUGCCUUUGUUUGAAUGAGUUAAAAACUCAAACUUGGCUUUGACACCCAAAACCGGUAAGGCAAGAAGUCUCCUUCUGUUUGUUAGUACUUUGCGUCUGAAAAACCAGCAUCUUCUUGAAUUUUUGAAUUGCUUUCCUCCAUUAUGCAUUAAUUUUGAUAUUUCAGUGAAGGCAAACUGUCAAAUGACAGCAUCCACAGGCCGAACUGCCCCUUCCUGUCCUCCCCUUUUGGGUCACAUGACACAGGCUUUGGCACAAUGAGGUACGAAAUGGUUUUAGCAGAAUAGUAACCCAUGUCACAAUAUGAAAUGUGAGAACUCAUUUUUUUGUGGAUUUCUGUACACUGAUGCAAGAGAAAAGGUUUAAAAGCUAAAGCUUAUAUGUGAAUAUACCUGUGCUUAUCUGGAAAUGUAUGGUAUCGCGUGUACAUGGGCUGGCUUGUGGCUUUAUAUUAUAUAUGAAUAUUGAGGACCUUAUUAUUUUUUUAAGUGCCUUACAAUUGAAGUGACCAGAGGCUUAAUGAGGGAACCUCUUUGUAUUGCAAUUCACCAGCAAGCUCACAGUUAAGUGGUUCUCCAUCGAUGAGCCUCACAGAUAAAAAAAACUAAACAAAAAAACAAAAACGUGUAUGCCUGUUUUCUUGAUUAACAUGAAUGCUUCUUUAAAGUUGUUUAAGGAAACAUUUUUUGCUUCGCACCUGUGAAAAUAAAACUCUCCUUGAGACAGGCAAACGCUUACAUAAUGUGAGUUUUUUUUAAAACAUUAUGCCCUGCUAUGAAUAAAUGCGAUUAAAAUGAAAAUGUGUUAUUCUGGACUCCUGAUGGGAACCUGUCCACAUUUAUAAAUAUGUUAUUGUAAUGAAAUGUGUGUAAUUAUAUAUAUACAUAUUAAUUCAUUGUAAUUUUACAACUUAUGCCAUAUACCAUGACAAUAGCAUCAAUGUUUGUAUCCAUGACACAAACUGCAGUUAAUAUGUAUUGUAGGUUUUUAUUGUAGGCUACUUCCUGAUAAUUGCCUCAAGGAUUGUCGAAGUAUAGCCAGAAAGUAUCCACCAAUCACCGUUAAGAGUCGUGUGAUAUUGAUUUAAAAAUACAUGUGUAUGUGUAUUGUAUACCAUGAGCAACAUGCACUCUGUAUACUAUAGGCUACAUGUGAAUGUGCUGCAUAUUUGUAUGGACGAAGUUUUAUUAAAGAAUUUCAUGGUUGAAUAUGAUCAUAAA
Molecule: messenger RNA, 5634 nt
Organism: Anguilla rostrata (American eel)
Lineage: Eukaryota; Metazoa; Chordata; Actinopteri; Anguilliformes; Anguillidae
Gene: esr1
Product: estrogen receptor 1
Exons: 8
Coding region: 1010-2314 (434 amino acids)
Biological process (GO): regulation of transcription by RNA polymerase II; estrogen receptor signaling pathway; cellular response to estrogen stimulus
Cellular component (GO): nucleus; chromatin
Molecular function (GO): estrogen response element binding; nuclear receptor activity; zinc ion binding
Source: RefSeq, a predicted model, not a curated record